AUGGAUGUGACCGCACGACUCUCUAUCGAUGGACGAAAUCGAGGCAGCGAGUGCCCCUCCCCGGACACAGAGGGGCCCAAAGUAAAAUUUCCAGUCUUUGAAAAACAGCUGCUCGUGGUGUCUACUCACAACCCAAAGAACGCGUAUUAUGAUAAGCGCAUUAUGCUUCAAUGGGUAAAAGAUGUAUGGACGCCAUCGGUGACGUUUUGCCGUCUACUUCUACUUGACAGCCUAAAAGUCUACAAGAUGGGAAUCGUACGAGAACAGCUCCAGCAAGCAAAAUCCGACUGGAGUUCAUCCGAGCAGGUGCUACUGGACUAG
Molecule: messenger RNA, 321 nt
Organism: Phytophthora nicotianae INRA-310
Lineage: Eukaryota; Oomycota; Peronosporomycetes; Peronosporales; Peronosporaceae
Exons: 4
Coding region: 1-321 (106 amino acids)
Source: RefSeq, a predicted model, not a curated record